Plutella xylostella (diamondback moth) is the source of this 5674-nucleotide messenger RNA. RefSeq names its product RNA-binding protein (gene cpo). The record is from RefSeq and is a predicted model, not a curated record. Lineage: Eukaryota; Metazoa; Arthropoda; Insecta; Lepidoptera; Plutellidae. Gene Ontology annotation, molecular function: RNA binding.
UCCGAGUCGGAAGCCCGUCAGUGUCUCGCGAGUCGUGGUGUCGUGUGCACGUGCCGCUGCCUACUCUAUCGCGACCGACGCAGUGCCGGUAACACGGUCAUCGGAAAAGUGCAUGUGCGUUUUCCGUCGAGAGCAUUGUGUGUGCUUGUGAGAUGUGCUAUUGUUUUCUAGAUGUCGUUCAUAUCCUGAAUACCCACGAAUCCGUAUGAGGAAGUAAAUGUGCCGGGCGGCCCUCAGGAGUAGCUGUACUGACUGUCCCCCCGCGUCGGCGCCACAGACCCCGGUGUGUGUGUGUGAGUGAGCCGCGCCCCGCGCCCCGCGCCCCUCGCCCCUGUCGGUGCUCGCCGGAGUCUCGGACUCGGCCGGCCCCCCCGCCACAGCCGUGGAUAACCUCGGCCAGAGCCCGCUCCCCGUCAAGCGGUUGCACGAAGCGCUGCAGAGUGCACAGGUGAAGCGGCAGCGGCUCUCGCCCCCCUACCCCGCGCCCGCCCCGCUGCACCCCAUCCACCAGCUCGCGGUGCACCAGCACAUCAAGGUGCAGCAGAGUAUAGUGCAGCAGAGCAUCGUGCAGCAGCACCAGCUGAACCUGGCCCACCUGCAGCAGCAGAGCCUGCAGGCGGGCGGGCUGCCGGGCGCGGGCGCUCCGCCGUCGUCGCAGGCCGCGGUGGUGCCGCCGCAGCCGUCCCCCACGCCGUCGUCCCCGCAUCACAAGACCAUGGAGCUCGCGCUCUGCCAGAGCAUGGACUCCGUCAACACCGCCACCACGGAGGAAGAGGUGCGGACUCUUUUUGUGAGCGGCCUGCCCAUGGACGCCAAGCCUCGAGAACUAUACCUGUUGUUCCGAGCAUAUGAGGGCUACGAGGGAUCACUACUGAAAGUGACCAGCAAGAAUGGCAAAACAGCAUCGCCGGUGGGGUUCGUGACGUUCCACACUCGCGCCGGCGCGGAAGCCGCCAAGCAGGACCUUCAGCAGGGUGUCCGGUUCGACCCCGACAUGCCGCAAACGAUUCGGCUGGAGUUCGCUAAAAGCAACACGAAGGUCAGCAAGCCCAAGCCGGCAGUUGCCACGGCCGCGCCAGCCGCACACCCCGCAUUGAUGCACCCUCUCACUGGACACUUAGCGUCGCCAUUCUUCCCCGGAGGAGGGGAGUUGUGGCACCACCCGCUGGCGUACGGGGGCGAGCUGCCGACGCUGUCGCACGGGCUGGUGCACCCCGCCAUCCACCCACAGAUGGCUCCCACCCCCCUGACGCUAGGAGCGUGCGUCCUGCCGGCGCCGGCGCUGGGCUCGCCCGGGGCCGCCGGCCCGCCCCCCGCGCACCCCGGCCACCCCUCGCACGCCGCGCACCCCGCGCCCCCCUGCUCCACCCUCUUCGUCGCCAAUCUCGGCCAGUUCGUCUCUGAGCACGAACUCAAGGAGAUAUUCAGCAGCUGCCCCGGGUUCUCGCGGCUGCGGCUGCUGGCGGGCGGCGCGGGCGGCUCGGCGGCUCCCGUCGCCUUCGUAGACUUCGCCAGCGCCACGGACGCGGGCGCUGCGCUGUCGCGCCUGCAGGGCGCCCUGCUCCUCAGCUCGGAGGGCGCCAUCCAUCUCGAAUACGCCCGGCACAAGAUGGCGCACAACGGCUGGAUUCUCGCGCACGAAGGAGCCAAAGGCGGAGAAGAGGGCGAACAACAUUAGCUCGUUCGUGAGUCUCGGGACCUGACAACCAGCGCACUGAGGGACGCCGCAUCUUGAUCUCCAACACCGCAUCGUCACACAACCCUGGUAUGGAGCCAGCAACAGCUGCUGCUAUACCGACUGUCCUUACGGCUAGUGGAUCAAGAUUCAAAUCAACACCAACUAUCAAACAACGAUCCGGUAAUUUUGUCAUUAAUUAUAGCAAAAGCUCUCGUCUCCUCUAGACAAAGUUUUUUAUAAUUUGACAGCGCAACUUGUGGUGUGGUGGUUUUAUCGUUGAAACCAAAUUUAAUUUAGGUUUUUAUUAACAUUCCAGAUUAUGUUUACCGUUCAUAAUGACAAUAUUAUUAAUAUUAUUAUUUAAAAUUGAAAAGUUUCUUGACUAUCUUGUGAAGUCCUUUAUUUGUUUAAACUCUAUAUUUUUUGUACUAUAAGAUUUAUUUACAACUAACUUAUUCUAUGCUUUUGUAAUAAUCAUUUGUACGUGACCGAUGUAUACAAUGGAGAGGAUUUGUUAUGAGCAUAGUUUGUAACAGAAAUUAAUCAUUUUAGGAUACUUCUCAUUGGAAUAAGCUAAAAACCAAAGGUGCCCUUCAUAGAACGAUUACGUUUUGUUAAUAAUAUUUCAAGUUGAAUGGUUUUAAAUGAAGUUGUAUUUAAUGAUUACGAUACCUUUAUGUUUUAGCCUCGAUAAUGUUAGCGUAUUUUAAUAAAUUUUCAUGACUAUUUCAAAUUAUAUUUACCUAAUACUUUCUUAGUAAUUUUAUAUUGUUCAUCACUCGUUAAAGCGCUGGCACUCUAGCGUUGGUCUUACGAUCCUUUCUAUUCUAUAUUUAAUGGAGUAAUUGCAAUAAUUGUGGGUAUGAGAUGAGGCACUGUGACUGUCGCGGGGUGACGCGGUGGAGGCGCCCCGCAGGCGAGGGAGGGGGCGGCCGCGGGGCGCGGGGGGGACCCUCGGUGCCGCCGGAGUGCAAUACGGACCCGGCCUGGACCGCGCACAUCGCACACUCGCUACCAACACACGUCCCAUCACUAGAUCCGACUCGUACGAACGUACGACUAAUUCAGAACGACAGCUACCACACUCUAUAAGUUCUCUAAUUUUAUAUCCAUCAAAAUCCAUUCCAUGUGCCUUGAUAAAAUUUCACCUUUCAAAUAAGUAUACUCCAAAUUGUUUUGUUAUUUUCAUGAUUGUAAGUGGGCUUUGUUCUGAAAGUUCGAACAGUUCGUUAUCAGAGGGAUGAGCUAGGAUGUUAGCCGCCCCCGCGCGUACUAACUUCAUGAAAGAGCCGGCUAUUCACAGCGCAGGCCAGAGAAUGAGCGGUGCGCGGCCGGUCGGGGACGAUUUGUUGCGAGAAUUUAGCCUUGGCCUUAUGAGAGUAAAUAUAAUCAUUAAUUAUAAUUAAUAAUUAUUGUAAGUAACAGGCGAGUGCGCCGACGCUGAUAGAGAAACAAUUAUUCUAUUAUCUGCAUGCUUCGACGAGCUUUUUGGUAAUAAUCUAAUUUUAAAUCUAGUAGUUACUUUUAUUGUGUAAUCGUUAGUUAAAUACCAUUAAAUGUAGAUAAGGGUAUUUAUUGUAGUGGAACAGCAUAGUUACAUUACUAUUUAAUGAAAGUUAUUCAUACAUAAUAAUGAAACAAUGUAGUUAAAAUCUACUGACGUUUUAGAAUGUAACAAAAUGAAAUAUUAAUAUAUUUUUUAUUUUUAGCUAGUGGACUAUCGCAUAUACAGAAUACUUAGUUACCUACAAAAUAUCUUGAGGAAAACGCGGUGACGUUAUAAAGUACAGAUCAGUACGACUUAGCAAUAAACCAAAAAUGAAAUCUUAAUGUUAAAUAGGUAUCUAGUGUCGUAUUCUGCAGUUAUAUAAUCAUGUAAAAAGAGAAAAAACAAAAAAAAAACCCUGCUUAGGCUACUAAGAUAAGAUUUUGAAUAUUUUGGGUUAACCUGUUUGUUGACACGGGAGGAGAGCAUCCGCGGAAACGCACCGGUUCUGCGUUCAGCCGCGUCGGAACCGCGGCAGACCGCGCGUUCUCUAGCGUUUCGUCGCUAUGACGUCACGGCGGCGGCGACCGGUGCGGGCGGCCUCACACUCCGCAUGUGAAUUCUUAUGAAAAUCUCUUAGUCAAUAUAAAUAAAUAAAAUUGUCAAUUUUUGACUUAGCAAAAUUUUAUACAUUGUUUAUAGUGAUUAUAACCAUCAUAAUGUACCGAGCGUCGUGGCGUAUAGACCAAAGAAUAAAGGAUAUUUAAAAAUAAUUUAUAAUAAUAACCUCAGACCGUACCAAAUUUGUAUUUUGUAGGCACACUUGUACUGUUUUAUAUGACGGAAACAUUUAAAGCAAGCCGUUCGACGAUCAGUUGUACAAAACAAAAUAUAAAUUGACCUUAUAUCAAUUCUGAGAAAAUCCUAGAUUCGGACUUAUAAUAUUCGUAAUAACAAUGUGUCGAUUUUCAUAAUUAAGCUAAGUCAGUGUGUUUACUUAUUUAUUUCUAUAUAUUAUGCUAAUUCGUAUGUAAGUAUUGUGUAAUGUAGUGAUCUCCCAAACCUCCGGCAGCCGGCGUCUCGCGACGUUGAAACUGACUAAAUACAACGAAAAGUUUUAUUUCCUUUUCUGUUGAUUGUUUUGAUGAUUUGAUAACUCUCGUUUAAGCUUUUAACCAGCCACAAGACAAGUCUUUAUCUUAAAUGGAGUGAUCAAUCGUGCUAAAUCUCAUUUCGAAUAGUUUCGUCGGCCAUUUUGUUCUGUUGUUAUUUCAAGAUUGCGGCUUCGAACAAGAUGGCUGACUAGCGUGUAGCGCGCGGGACGCCGGCGCCGCCAUGAUUCCGUCCAAGAACCGUAGGUAGCGAGUAAGAAACGUCCAGUGGCUACGGACACAUCUAGCCGUCACCUUAUGCGGGACUACUCGAUACAUAUCAUCGUGUAAUAUUAAUGUGUAAUUUAGUAAUAACGAGCGGUUUCAUAGAGACGUUUAUUCUGUAUUCUUGUCUACUAUUUACUGUAUUGCAAUCGGCUAUUUGUCACGCUAAAAUAAACGUGUUCUUUCGUACUUUACCGCUUAAAACGUUUUCUACAUUACUUUGCUUACAAACCUUUGUCUUUGAUAAACGGCUUUGAUACGUUUUUGUGUGUUUACAAAAUUAAUGUUGACCUUGACUAUCUUCGUAUCUGUGUAUCGCUGAAAGAGUAAUAUUUUCCUAAGGUUUACUAUUAUAUCGAGUAGAUUGGUGUUUGGAUAGAGAAGUGACGAGCAGAGCGUGACAAUGCCCGCGUGUGAUAGGGUAGAGUAGGGGUAGAGCGACGCCUUGCAAGUUAGGUUUAAGGAAGCGGUAACAUACAAACACCGUUCAUCGGAACAUAUCAAUUCUGUGCCCCUUAAAAUUUAGUUAAAUCUAAGCUAAGAGAUACAUAUUAAAUAGAAUUUAAAAGAAUCAAUUAUUCGUUCGGAGUAUCUAAUACUAAAUGCUAUUUCGUAAUAAUUUAGUCUUGAUUUGUUUUCAUAAUAAAUAUACAGUUGAAGUAGAGGCAGCGUUAUGUCAUACGAGUAUUGUUUACGUUCUACCGCAGUAGACUAUGUUACAUUAUUGUUCUUUUUAAACAGAUUAGUUUAUAAUGCUUAUUUACCAAAACCCAUGUAAUAAUUUGCUUCAAGUUCAGUAUUAGUGACCAUGAUUUCAAUCGGUGGCAACAAGUUAGAGAGUUACUGAGAACUUAUUUGUAUAUCGAGCAAAAUAAACUAUACAAACUAUAUAGUUAGUAAUUAAUUGUUAGAUUUGUGUGACUUGAAUCAUUUAAAUGCUUUUAGGUCAAAUAAAGUGUUAUUGUGGUAUAAGAAAAAAAACAUAAUGACAUUGUAAAAAUAGUUAUAAAUUUAGCUUAAUUAUCAUUAUUAUAACUUUUAUAGAUGUUCAUUAAUUUUCUUUUCUUACUUCAUGGAGUAUUGUGGCAUUGGAGACGUCAUUGUUAAUUCAAAUAAAUUUGAGCUCAUCCUCAA